Condylura cristata (star-nosed mole) is the source of this 2002-nucleotide messenger RNA. RefSeq names its product chondroitin sulfate proteoglycan 5 (neuroglycan C) (gene CSPG5). The record is from RefSeq and is a predicted model, not a curated record. Gene Ontology annotation, biological process: nervous system development. The coding region runs from base 188 to 1657 and encodes 489 amino acids. The transcript is spliced from 5 exons. Lineage: Eukaryota; Metazoa; Chordata; Mammalia; Eulipotyphla; Talpidae.
GGCCACGCUGGUCCUCGCCGCCGGGGCCGCGCCGGCGCGCGAGGCGGGCAGCGCCGUCGAAGCGCAGGAGCAGGUGAAGAGUGUUCUGACGCGGGAGCCGCGUGCCAACAGCACGCGGGAGAAGACCGGCCUGCCAGCAGCUGGGAAAGAUGAGACCCCGUGGAACGCGCCCGCCGGCGAGCAGGCCAUGGUGGGCCAAGGGGUGGGGGCAGAAGAGACGCUGGAGGCAUCUGCCGCGGUGACAGACACCGCCUGGCUGGAGGCUGACAGCCCAGGCCUGGCAGGAGUGACCGCAGAGGCGGGCAGCGGUGACACGCAGACCCUUCCAUCCACUCUCCCGGCUCUUGAAGAGGUCCUCGGGCAAUCUUUGAUGACUCCCACUGCCCCUGAGGCUACAGAGGCUAGGGGACCACUCUCCCCCACCCCUGGUGACAAGCUGAGUCCAGGCUCUGAAAUCCCCAAGGAGAGCCCCUUGGAGGUUUGGCUGAACCUGGGUGCAAGCACACCUGACCCCCAUGGGCCAGAGCCCACAUACCCCUUUCAGGGCACACUGGAGCCCCAGCCGGCUUCAGAUAUAAUUGACAUCGACUACUUCGAAGGAUUGGAUAGUGAGGGCCGUGGUGCUGACCUGGGGAGCUUCCCAGGGUCUCCAGAAACCUCAGAGCACCAUCCUGAUACUGAGGGAGAGACCCCUUCCUGGAGCCUGCUGGACUUAUACGAUGACUUCACCCCCUUUGAUGAAUCUGAUUUCUACCCCACCACAUCUUUCUAUGAUGAUCUGGAGGAAGAGGAGGAGGAGGAAGAGGAUGACAAGGAUGCAGUGGGAGGUGGAGACCUGGAAGAUGACAAUGACCUUCUAGUGCCCACUGAGAGGCCUGGUCUGGGACCUGGCGUGGGCCAGCCCACCAGUCGGUGGCACGCUGUACCUCCACAGCAUACUCUGGGGAUGGGUCCUGGCAGCAGCAUUGCGCUCAGACCCCGCCCAGGAGAGCCAGGCAGGGACCUGGUCGCUGGCGAGAACAGCACCGAGUGUCGCAGCGGCUUUGUGCGGCAUAACGGCUCCUGCCGGUCAGUGUGCGACCUCUUCCCGAGUUACUGUCACAAUGGCGGCCAGUGCUACCUGGUGGAGAACAUAGGGGCCUUCUGCAGGUGCAACACUCAGGACUACAUCUGGCACAAGGGGAUGCGCUGCGAGUCCAUCAUCACCGACUUCCAGGUGAUGUGCGUGGCUGUCGGCUCAGCUGCCCUCGUGCUGCUCCUGCUCUUCAUGAUGACUGUGUUCUUUGCCAAGAAACUCUAUCUGCUCAAGACAGAGAACACCAAAUUGCGGAGGACCAACAAAUUCCGGACCCCAUCUGAGCUUCACAACGAUAACUUCUCCCUCUCCACCAUUGCUGAGGGCUCUCACCCAAAUGUAAGGAAAUUUUGCAGCACUCCCUGUUCCUCCUCCCCUCAUGCCCAUGUCUUGGCUCACUAUGAUAACGUUAUCUGUCAGGAUGAUCCUAGUGCUCCCCACAAAAUCCAGGAAGUUCUCAAGUCCUGCCUGAAAGAGGAGGAGUCAUUUAACAUCCAGAACUCCAUGUCCCCCAAACUUGAGGGUGGCAAAGGUGACCAGGCUGACUUGGAUGUGAACUGUCUUCAGAAUAACUUGACCUAAAGCAGAGCAAGAAGAGAGGAAGUGGGGGUGGGGGGAGGGGAAGAAACAUUAUCUCCUCUUGUACAGUCUAUUUCUUGUAACCAUUUGUUAAACUCUUCUUUUUCUGAUCUCAUGGCAUGCUUUGGUGUAUUUUGUACAGGAGGGGAAAAACACAAAAUAAGCAAAGAACCUGAACAGGAUUGCAUACAUUGGAUUGUUUUGUCUGUGCUGUCUGUACAUUGCUUCUGCUGCUGUGAUUUCUAAACCUAUGCUGUUAUUCAACUGACUUUUUUUUUGUACUUUGACCCACCUUUUUUUGAAAUACCAGUAAAAAACAAAAUUCUUGAAAUAAAACUUUUUAAAAAG